Haemorhous mexicanus (house finch) is the source of this 1392-nucleotide messenger RNA. RefSeq lists its product as uncharacterized. NCBI's taxonomy places the organism in Eukaryota, Metazoa, Chordata, Aves, Passeriformes, Fringillidae. The transcript has 5 exons. Bases 606 to 1208 code for a protein of 200 amino acids. The record is from RefSeq and is a predicted model, not a curated record.
CACGCCAGGUGCCAAUAUUCAAAUCUGAGCACUUAUUGGUUUGACCACAGCAGGGCAAAAAUUCACUUCCUCUCAAACCAGGACACCUGUUGCGGCUGUUUCUGUUGGGGUAGAAUGCACAGAGCUGGGAGCAGGGCUGAGGCUGUGACAGGAGUGCUGAGAAACUUGCACUGCCAGUGCAGGACGUGUUUGUGCCAGCCUCAGCCUACUUUCCCAGCAAUGGACAUUAAAAAGGCUUGCCUGCACCAGAACAAGGACACGCUGUUGAGUGACAUGCAAAAACUUCUCUACGAGCUCAUUUGGGAUGCUGCCCUGAAUCAGGAAGGCCUCGGCAGAGAGGGAAGGAUGUUCUGGGAAGGAUGGGUGUCCAAUGCUGAGCACAUCAAGGAGACCUGAGAUGCUGACUUAGAUCAUGGGGGAAGUGACAGUCCUUCCCCAAAGCGCUCAAAGAGGAUCAAGGAGCAGAAAGCUGGAGCUGGGCUGUGUGAGGGAAGAAUUAUGAUGCGGUUCCUGAAGGAUUCCCUGAUGUUGCAGAGGAGCUCCUGACAGCCUUGGAUGAAGACCCAUCUGAGACAGAUUCUGAGACUUUGCCAGAGACCUUCCCUAUGGAAGAAAAUGACAGUGUGCCAGGCCCAGAUGAAGAAAGAGAAGCAAUACAGGACACCAGCACAGUUGCUAAGCCUCAGGAAUAUUCAGAAUCAGCUGCUCGGCAAAAAGCCGAGACUCCUGAACAGUGGGAUUUCAGCAAGAAGUACCUCCUAGCGUCUAUUGCAGUCUCGUCUGUGCUGCUUCUUGUAGCAGUGGUUGGGUACAUAGUCAUGUAUCAGCUGCUGAAGAGAGACAUUAGGGCCCAGGAAGACAAAGAGGCAACAGGACAAGACUGGGACUCUUCCUGGGAAAGCUGUGGCCUGCCUAGAGUUGAAACAGAGUCAGCAGAAGGAUCAGGAAGUGGCGAGAGACCCCAAGCCAAGAGGGUCGGGGACAGCUGCCCUCUGUUUCCUGAGAUCUUUGCAGCAGAGCUUGCCCAGCUGUACAAGAACAAGCGCGCAGACCCAUCACCUCUGUCCACGUGUCCCUUCUGUGCUCUGGCUGAUGGUGCCACUUCACGGGACUACUGGAUUACCCUGGACUCACCUCAGCCCACGGCAUCCUGGUGCCCCUGCUGCCAGUACCAGGAGGAAUACUUUAUGUUGGACGAUGAAGAUUAGUGACAGUGACAAUCAUAAAUAGUGAUAGUGAUUCUUUUAAUGACAGUAAUACUCGAUAUUAAAGCACGGUGAUUAUUUUAGUGAUAGUGAUACUGAUUCUUUUAUUGAUAAUGAUAGCAAUACUUUCUAUUAGCGGAUGAUGAUUGUUUUUGUGAUUUUGAAAAUAAAUCUAUUUCCAAAAGUA